AUGCUGACCACAUUUGAUCCAUGUAUAUCAACCACUGGCACGACCCCUAUUUCAGUUGAUAAUGAUCUCAAGAACAGCAUCAGUAUAAUAGGCAAAACUACUGUACAUCCACCAAAUUCCAUAGUAUCUAUUUUCCCACCAUUCAUCAUUCAAAAGAUACUAGAUCAUGUUGAUCAGUUUGAUUUGAUUAGACUACUGUUAACAUGUUCUCACUUGUAUGGGUUGGCAAUGGAGAAAUUAUAUCGCCGAAUUACCGUAGUGUUGGACGCGGAGUUCCCGGUUAAGUACAAAGGUGAUUCACACAAGUACAUAUCAGAAAAUGGUAUGGUUUAUAUGGAUAGCUCAUUGAUACUAAAACUACACAAUCUACACAAGUUUAUUGACACUGUGAGAAAUAACGAAACAAUAUUUCAGUUGAUAAGAUAUUUUGUAUUUGAUAAAAGUUAUGAAGCUCAAGGAAGUGAAACGUUGAAAGUUACACAAAGUGGGAUUUUGAAUAUGUUCCGAUAUUCUAACAACUUGAGUUUCUUACAUAUAUCAUUUGUUGAUUUUGGAGAAGGAGUGGGACAAUUGACUGAUUUCUUUAGGUUGAGAAAUGUAAGGAAAAAGAUGUUCAAAUUAUUGAUCACGGAACCAGCACAGUUGAUUACUCCGAUCAUUCCUCCCAACUUGACUAAUCUAUUUUUAAUGCUUGACGAUCAGGAUAUCAAGUGUAUGGAUUUAUCUACUACUCCGUAUGACACUUUCAACUCAUUAUUCACAUUAACAUGUUCUACUUCAAGACAGAUGGGGCUUUCAAUUCUUGAAAACAUAAAACUAUGUUCGCCAAAUAUGAAAUUGAAAUUAAAGGGAUUAACUGUCUUUCAUAGACACAACCAGUGUGGUGGACCUGAUGAGAAUGAUGAUCUUCACCUUUUUUUAAAUGGCCAUACAAACGAGGAUGGUGAAGAUGAGGACGGCGAGAGUGAACUAAACAUCGGGAAGAAGCUAGAUUUUGAUAUAAUUGAACAAAAAGUUGACUUGACAUAUUUGACACAUUUAUAUUUGAAAGUGGAUUGUAACGAACACCGUGAUAAUUUUUGUAAUUGCUAUGAGACUUUUUUCAAGAAAUUUGAAGAAUUUUCGCAACGCAACAAUGGGUUGCCAAAUCUAGUUAACUUCGAAGUUGAAUCUUAUCCUAAUAUGGAAUGGUUACGACCACAUCAGCAGAUGGAGAAUAUUUUGACACCAUUGGGGAGUUUUAUCAAGACGUUAGUUAACUUGCUGCGUUUAACAAUUGACUUUACGACACCAGGUUUCAAAAUGUUUGAUAGUAGCUUGGGGUUGUCUAAUUAUUUAUUAAACAAGUUGAAUGAACACUUGAUGGAGGCUUUCUUUUUAAGUUUUUUUAUCAACAACGAUAAAUUACCAUUAUUGACAAAAUUGAAAACACUUCAGUUGCCGGAUUUUUUUACUUCAUUUGUUUACUAUAAACCUGAUUUUAUGGAAUCAUUAUUGCACACAUGUAAAUGCUGGGGUUGCCACUUGUUAUUACAGACAUUAAAAGAUGAGUUUUUUGAUACACGUAUUGAUGAUACAGUGGAUACUACAUAUUACAUGUCAAUUGGUUAUAUUCUCGGGAAAUUGCAAGCAGACAGAGAGGUUUGUAUUCCAAUCAAAGAACACACUUUCCAUUACAACAAAUAUCCUAUAAAUAAAGGACAGCCACAUACAUUGCACACCAAUUUUCAUGGGGAUCCUAAGAGUUGUUCAUGUGAUUUAGAGAAUGAUCCACUUGGGGUAGAUGAAAUGAAUAUCGAUAAUUUGAUCACCACAUAUAUAAUCCACCAAUUAGACCCAAUCAUUGAUUACCUUACGAUAAUGUUUGUCAGCUUGGAUAAUUUAAUGAUUCAUGGUAUUUAUUAUGAAAGAGAUUUACUUCUCAAUGAAUUGGUUCCAAUUUAUGAUUCAUAUGAUUAUCCCGAUGCAUUUUUAACAAAAGUGGAAGAUGAAAUGGAACGUGGAAUACUUCCAGAAGGACCAUUUGGGAAUUUUAGAGGUCGAUAA
This is a messenger RNA of Candida tropicalis MYA-3404, 2046 nucleotides long. RefSeq lists its product as uncharacterized. NCBI's taxonomy places the organism in Eukaryota, Fungi, Ascomycota, Pichiomycetes, Serinales, Debaryomycetaceae. The transcript has a single exon. Gene Ontology annotation, molecular function: protein binding. Bases 1 to 2046 code for a protein of 681 amino acids. The record is from RefSeq and is a predicted model, not a curated record.